Molecule: messenger RNA, 451 nt
Organism: Vigna radiata var. radiata (mung bean)
Lineage: Eukaryota; Viridiplantae; Streptophyta; Magnoliopsida; Fabales; Fabaceae
Product: GPI mannosyltransferase 1-like
Exons: 3
Biological process (GO): GPI anchor biosynthetic process
Cellular component (GO): membrane; glycosylphosphatidylinositol-mannosyltransferase I complex
Molecular function (GO): GPI mannosyltransferase activity; alpha-1,4-mannosyltransferase activity
Source: RefSeq, a predicted model, not a curated record
GUAUGGAGAGUGGCAAGAUACUCAUAUGGAGGUUAGAUACACUGAUGUUGACUACCUUGUCUUUUCUGAUGCUGCUGCUUUAAUGGCUGCGGGUGAUUCCCCCUAUAAGAGAACCACUUAUCGCUAUUCCCCUUUGCUUGCCUUUCUUCUCAUUCCAAAUUCAUUUAUCCAUCGUUCCUGGGGAAAGUUCCUUUUCUCUGCUUCAGAUAUACUUGUAGGAUAUUUCAUAUAUUAUAUUCUAAAGCUACGGAAGGCUCCAGAAAAUAUGUGCAACAUUUCUGUCAUGGCAUGGCUCUUCAAUCCAUUUACCUUCACCAUUGGGACACGAGGAAACUGUGAGCCUAUUGUUUGUGCAGUGAUAUUGUGGAUCAUGAUAUGUCUUUUGAAAGGUAAUGUGUUACAGUCAGCAUUUUGGUAUGGACUUGUUGUCCAUUUCAGGAUUUAUCCUAUA